CAGCUUGUUCUUUGAGCAAUGAAUUAACAUUAUUUCGUAUAUACUCAGCAUAAUAUAAAAAGUAAAAUGGGGAAUUUUUGUACAUGCUGUGCCUGGAAGUCGCAUGACAAGCCAAUGGGUGAGACAAACACCAUGAAUUAUGGAUCGGCUGUUCCCAAUCAUGUUGACCAUAUGGGGAAAUCACAAUCAGUAUAUCAGUCUGAAUAUAUCAAGGAUGCUAUAGCUAGUUAUCGCCCUGUAGCCAAUGAUGCUCCACACAUGAAUAAGUCCCAGCCUUAUCGUCGUCUGGAUAAUCGUGUUUCCAGAGCAGUGCACAAUGGAACUGCUCCGUUAGAUAUACACGGGGGCAAAGAUUUUUCUUACCGAGCACAAGGAGACUUUGGAAUAAACAAUGAACCUUCAGACUUUAUGCUCUCUUCAAUAUAUACUCAGUCAAGCACUUCAAAUUUGCAACACAUUUCUGAAAGAGAACCAGAUGAUGCUGAAGCUGAUCCAUCUUUAAAUCCGACUAAAAGAACACUAUUUAUGCAACGUUCAAGUAAAGAUAUUGAGAAAAGAGUUCGUGAGAUUCGGACUAAAUAUGAUCGUAAUGUGAGUUUAUAUUCAUUGUCAGUAGCUUAUUUUGUCAUAUUAUCAGUCUAUUAUUGUUUUUUUUAUCAUACUCAUGGUUUUUUUUCUUUAAACUGA
Molecule: messenger RNA, 687 nt
Organism: Trichobilharzia regenti
Lineage: Eukaryota; Metazoa; Platyhelminthes; Trematoda; Strigeidida; Schistosomatidae
Source: the annotation of a GenBank genome assembly